Molecule: messenger RNA, 5652 nt
Organism: Meloidogyne enterolobii
Lineage: Eukaryota; Metazoa; Nematoda; Chromadorea; Rhabditida; Meloidogynidae
Source: the annotation of a GenBank genome assembly
UCGGUUAAUUUAAAAAAAUUAAAAGUGGAUUCUUCAAGCGAAUCGAUUUAUUCAGACGAAAGUGAUUUUGAAGAAGAUACUGAUUGUUUGUCUGAAGUAGCUGAUAUAUUUGACGAAAUUAUGGAUAAUGAAGAUUCUGAUAAUGAAAUUGCUGAUUCUCAAGAAAAUGUUCAAUUCCAACGUAUCAUCUGGCAACACCGUCUUCUCCCUUACCAGGCUGAAUUGGAGAAGGAAGCAGAUCACUAUUUUUCUAAUAUAAAAUCAGGAAUGGGUUAUUCUGUGUUGAUGAGGGAUGCAAGGCCUGGAUUGCUUAUUUGGGUGUAUGAAUUGGACAGAUUUAUCAAACUCCACUCCUUCCGCUUUACAAAAAUGGAUCAUGUAAAUAUGCUGAAUUUGCUUUACAAUGCGCUUAUUAUGAAGGAUUUGGAUUUCCGUGCUGUAAAAGUUUUGUGUUGUUCAAUAGGAAUGCUAUUAUCCCGUAAGUCAAUAAUUUCACGUGGAGAUGUUAGCUUUGACUGGCGUCCCCUCUAUGAUUUGUAUGUGCAAGUUGUUUACAAAAAUCUGGAAGAGGACGGAGUGUUUCUUAUUCCUGAAGAUUUGAAGAAAAUUUUGGGGUCAACAAUAGUUCAGUGCAAUCGAUUUUUUGGUGAUUCUGCUACACAGGAAAUUCUUGACGAGGUCCGACCCUAUUUUUGCCCGUGGGAUGACAGUUCAAUGAGAGGAUUAAAAAUAUUAUCAAUCUUUCUGCCUACAUGUCUAACAAAGGAAGAGAACGAUAGAUUUGGGGCAAAGUUGUGGAUAGAUGAACUUUUGUAUUUUUUGACAAGUCCGGGGACUUUGGAGCGUCUAAAUAUUUUGCUUUUGUUUGCGAGACUAACCAAGGACAGUCCUGGCUAUUUCGACUUUUCUCCUUAUUUCAAUGAAUUGUUCACUUUUUUGUUGUCAUCUCUUAAAAUUGAGAUUGGAGUGGAUAGAAUAGUUGCAGCAAAUAAUGGUUCUAAUGAAUUUUCGGCACUUGCACAAAUCUUCGCUUAUUCCUUUGGGAUGGCUGAAAACAAAAUUCAAGAAUGCUUUUCACAACUUUUUCUUUCUCUUGAAAGUUAUUUUCAUCCUUCAAACACUGGUCAACAUACAAAAAAUUUGUUGAGUUUUCUUCAUAAAUUGGUUCUAUCCUUCCUCAACAGGGUUUCUCGAGAGCGUUUUCAUUCAAAAAAAUUUGUGAAUCAGAUUCCUGAAAAUAUAAAAAUAACAGAUGUCCAGAUCGAGAAUUUUGUUAAAUCGAUUUUGCCCUGUUUGGAAUAUGCUGCUUUUGCGAAACAAAGUGAUGAUUCUGUACCGUCAAUUAUUCGGCUAUUAGCUUUUCUCUCUCCUGGAAUUAUUGUGCCUUUUGUUUUGGAUUUAGUCUACCCAUCACUACAAACCUUAACAGAGCCUCACCGAUUAACCCAAUCUCUUCAAAUCCUCUCACGUGUUUGUGUGGUUAUUGCACGUGAUCGUUUGCCAGAACCUGGCACAAAUGUUCAACGUUUGCCUGUCAAAAGUUUGGAGGAUUUUGAAGUUAAUAAAUCUUAUCGAAGACAUGCUAUAAUUUUGAUGAAUAAUUUGCUGCCUGGAUUGGAUAUUAAUGAUGCUGCAAAAUGUGGACUUGUAUUUCAGAUAUUAGCGAUUUUUAUGAUGUUAGUUCCAGUCGUGGAUUGUUCUCAAGCUCCACUUGAUUGUAAAGAUUUGACGCCCGAAGAAGAAGAAUUGUGUUCAGAAACGGCUUCUUUUGAAUUAUUUGUUGAAGAAUUAAUGAGGAAAAUUUAUUCAAUGAUUGUACUUCUUGGAAGUAGUGUUAGUGACAGACAAGAUUUGACAUCAACUAAAAGUGCUGGGAAAAAUAUGGAAGAAAUGGUGAUGGAAAAGGGUGUUCUACUUGUUUUCCGGUCGUUAGUGAGAAAUUGCAGCUCUGCUUUUUACAAUCACAUAACUGAACAAUUUUUCAAUUUUGUUAAUGAACACUUGUUUAAUUCAAAACCAGCAAUGGAUGCAAUUACAAAAAUGGCUGGGUCGAUAGUUGGAAACCACCCAGAAGUUCAAUUUCCUCGUUUUUUCAAUUUUGCAGUUAAAAAGUUUGAGGAGCAUUAUCACGCCGGUUCUGAGUUAGAAGAGGAAGUUGAUCGAGCUUUAAUUUGGUACAUAACUUUUGCUGCAGAACUUGUCCGCAAUUCUCCUGGGCAUAUAAUUAUGGAAAAUAAAAGUCUAAUUGAUUCGUUUAUUGGGAAAAUUUUAAAGUUUAAAUCUCCAAAUAUUUUUAAGUUGGUAGCAGUCUUUGCUCAAAAUGUUUUGCAUUGUAUAUGUUCAACUUAUCCCAUUCCAAGUUGUUUGAGAACUCGUUAUGAGCAAUCCUUCGAUAAAUUUCUUCCAUUAAGGCAUUGGGCUGAACCAGUAAAUAAAGAUGACUGGAACUUAAAUUGGCACAUCCCAUCAGAUGAAGAAGUUGAAUAUGCUACAAAAUUGGUUGAUCAAUUUUUAACAAAACCAUUGCAACAACUUUUGGCUAAUUUUAAAGACACAACAGACAAAGAAAUAUUGAAAAUUCUAAAAAUUGCUCAUCAUGCUCUAGUUGCUUGUGCUGAUUUGUUGCCCUUUUUUGAUGGUCAAGUAUUACACCUUAUUCCGAUGGCUGUUCCAAAUGUUGAAUUGGAUGUUGUUACUGUUCCUCCAAAUGUUAAAAAAAUCACGGCUGCCAAUGGAAGCAAUUAUCGAACAUUUCUAUUCAAAAUUGUUAAACAAAUUGGAGAAAAGUUGUUAAAUGAAAGAGAAAAUGAUACAAAAUCUUCUAUAGAGAUUAUACACAUAAUUCGAACUUUAACACAUGAACGAGGAUCUAAUUCGACUAGCCAUCAAUACCAGGCUUCUUCAUUUCAAAUGACCAAAAAAUUAUUAAAUGAUCCAUUACGCGGUUUUCCUCAAACAAUUGAAUCAAUUUUGGAAGGAAGUAUUUCUUUGAUGCAUACGAAAAGAUUAGUGCAUAGACCUCUCGUUGGUUUAACUUCAACACACUUGGAAGCUCUUCAAUUGGCAUUUCGCUUUUCAACAUCAACAUAUGCUCUAGUCCGGCAAACAGCUCAAAAGGUGCUUGAUGGUUCAUUUACAUGGUGGUCCUAUUCCUACAAAUUAUUUGUUGAUAAUUUGGUUCAAUUGCUUGAGAAUAAAGAGAAUACUACAAAUUAUGAACAAUUUAAGGGUGCUUUGUAUGUUCUUGCAAAUGGAAAACAAGCUUCUAUUCUUACUAGACAAGAUUGGGAAGUUAUAGAAAAGAUUUGGCCAGCUCUAUGUUUAGCAGAAUCACCUGAUCCAAGUAAACAAUCGAUUAUUGCUCUCUUCGAUUAUGUGCAAGAUAUGAUUAUUAGCAACCAUACAUCUUUUCAAAUUGAAUUUAAGUUCUCUGACAAUAUUUUCAAAUUUGCCGAGGCUUUACUUGAAGAUUAUGAGGGGAAUAUCCACAAAGCUUUACCAUUGAUAUCUAAAGAAUUAAUACAAGGAUCUAACAAAAGAGAAGCAGAAAUAAAUGCUAAAAAUAAAAGAACAUAUAAUAAUAUAGCUUCAAGUCUAUGCCAAAUAUGUUGCAACAAAGCUUUACAUUGGCGUCAUGUUGAUUUUGCUCAAACUCUUCUAAGUCUUUUAUUACGUCGAGAUACAACGUUACAAUCUGAUAUUAUUCUCCAUUUCUUCCAAUUAUUAAUAUCUGAUUCGAUAAAAACAAGAAAAUUAGCAACUAGUUUUUGCGCUUCUUGGUUCAAAAUAAAUAGACAUAAGGCAAAGAAGAUUGUUAAAAAUAUUAAUUUGAAGGAAGGAGGAGAAAAUAAUGGAGUUGGGGCUAAUUUUCUCCUUUAUGAUGCUGAUAAGUUACCUUCUGGUAAAAAAGAAUGGGAUAAUUCUGAAUUCCAUCAUAAACCUCACUGGGGCUUUUAUACAUGGCCUAAAGAAUUCAAAGUCUAUGCCUCUCCAUUAAAUCAAGACUGGUCAAAUCGUGAAUAUUCUCAAUUUAGUCAACUUGAGCAAUCAAUAAUUGGAAUAUUUAAAGAUACUGAAUUUUUGAAUAAAUUUGCUAGUCUUUAUUCAUUAGAGGAUGAGAAAGACGAUAAGGAAUUUGAUGCUGUUCAUUUCUCCUUGUUUAAUCGUAUUUUCCGAACAUUCAAUGAUAAUUUGUUGGACAAUUUUAUUGCUAUUUUGGAUCCUCUUCUUGUAGAUAAUAAGGAGAGUUGUCAAAGAUUAGCAGCUGAAAUAACUGCUGGAAUGAUUUGUGGCUCCAAAUUAUGGAAAUUUGAAAAACGUGAAAAAGUGUUAAAAUUGUUGAUACCCAGAUUGGAAACAACAUUGUUGGAAGUGCCUCAAGAAAAUGAAAAAUAUUGGGGAACAUGUAUUGCAACAAUUUGUGGUAGUUGUGAACCUCGUCAAAUUGGAUGGUUGAUUGAAUUACUUUUCCAAUUAAUUAAUAAACCAACAGAUAUUAGUAGUCAAAUUAAAACAAGAAUUUAUCUUCUCCAAUCUGCUUUAAACGAAUUUGAAUGGCUUAUACCUUUUGAGUGGAAACGUUUAGCUAAUUAUUGUAUUAAAUUAACUGAUAACACAUUCCAAAAUGUUCGUCAACGUGCUGGAAGUUGUCUAGCGACUUGUGCAUUUUUCUAUCAUAAAGAUGCUUUUUAUUAUCCUGAACUUGAGGAGAAAUUUAAAUAUUUGAAAAUUAGUCAAGUUAUUGAUGAAAUUAAUGUUAAGCUUGAACCUCUGUGGAAUGAAGCAAUAAAUUCAAUUCAAUCACAAAAUAACAAAAACAAUGAUUCUUCAAUAAAACAUGUUGAUUCGACCUCUGUAUUGUUAAAUGGAAAAGAUGAAUUUAAAAAAGAAAAGCUUCACUUUUUAACACUAAUUUCCUUCCUUUAUUCUCUCAAAUCAAUGUAUGGAACACAUUUGGAUACUAGUUCAAUGAAGCUAUUGCCUUUAUUUACACAUUAUGCGAAUGAUAAAACAGAUGAAGAACUCCAAGCAAGUUGUAUUACACAUAUUGUACAAAAUAUGGGCCUUUCUAUUAUUUCCAAUGAUCAAAUAAAUGUAUUAUUUGAAGUAUGCCAGACCAUACAAGAGAAAGGGUCGUGGAAAGCAAAAAUAACGCUUCUCAGAUUUUUACAAGUCUUUGUAUUCACCAAUCUUUUCAUUCUACGGGCUAAAAAUGGAACUUUUGAUUUUUUACAAUCGUUACUUCUCAAACUUUUGGUUGAUGUUCGCUUUGAAGUUCGUGAAGCGAGUGCGGAAACUUUGAGUGGAUUGGUUCGAGCUGGAAUAAUUUCUGUUGAUGAACAACUUGUUAAGAGUGCAGAAACCCUCGCGUCUUCACCCAAGCAGUCAAUUGAAAGACACAGCGGAGUACUAGCUUUAGCUUCUAUUGUUUUGGCUUUUCCCUAUUCUGUCCCUUCUUUUCUGCCAAAAGUGUUGAUGCAUUUGUGCAAACAUGCAACUGAGCCUCAGCCAAUUUAUGGAACUGUGAAACGGGCACUUUCCGAGUUUAAGCGCACCCAUCAAGACGAGUGGCACGAGCACAAGCUCGAAUUUACAGAAGAUCAGCUACAAAUACUCACUGAUCUAAUUGUUUCCCCAACUUAUUAUGUUUAA